Kalmanozyma brasiliensis GHG001 is the source of this 810-nucleotide messenger RNA. RefSeq lists its product as uncharacterized. NCBI's taxonomy places the organism in Eukaryota, Fungi, Basidiomycota, Ustilaginomycetes, Ustilaginales. The record is from RefSeq and is a predicted model, not a curated record. Bases 1 to 810 code for a protein of 269 amino acids. The transcript has 2 exons.
AUGAGGACAACAACGGUCAUCUCGACGCUGCUCGCAGCUGCAGCAUGCGUCUCAGCAUCCAGCCACUCCCAUCCAGUGCUUGCUUUCACCUCUUCGCAAGCUUCCUCGACUAAGCUCCAGCUCCCCUCCGAAUCGACCAUCGAUGGGUUCGUCAACUCGCUCUUUGCGUCUGGCAAGAGCUCGCCAGCGUGCCAGCUUGAUGCCAUUGCCCUUGUGCAGGCCGAUCAUUUGGACCGCAACACAUUCGCUAGCCUGCGACACUCAUCGACCGACUCGUUGCGGGCGAGAUCGUUGGAUGCACCUUCCCAGGUCACCUUCAAUGUGCCCGAAUCCGACAUCUCUGCGCGAAUUGAAAGCAGACUGAAGGAGGCGUGUGGCGCGACUGUCCACUCUCGUGUCAGUGCGUUGGAGAAGGUUGGCUCCUCUGAUCACCUGCUCUUCGCCUCUAUCAAUAUUGGCGACCUUAGGAAUGAGGAAUCUGCACUCCUGAAAUCGCUGCAAUCGCUCGACGAGACCCACCCGCGUAACCUCGUCAUCAUCGCGAACCAGGGUCGACUGCACCAGUACACCAAACGUCAGGUCGUCGCCGUCAAGCCUUCUUCGUCCAACGGCAACUGGACCGAGCCCCACGGCGGCGUCUUUGCUAAGUACCAGCUCUUCUCGACGCCUCUGCUGCUGACUCUCAUCCUGGUCGGCGGUGUCUUGCUCCCGAUCGUCUACUUUGCCGUGGCCCAGCUGGCCCAGGUGCAGACGCCAGACCAGAUGGGUGUCCGCAAGGAUCCCAUCUCGGGCGACAAGAAGCAGCAAUAG